Messenger RNA from Nelumbo nucifera (sacred lotus), 2992 nucleotides. Its product is annotated as AUGMIN subunit 6-like. NCBI's taxonomy places the organism in Eukaryota, Viridiplantae, Streptophyta, Magnoliopsida, Proteales, Nelumbonaceae. Gene Ontology annotation, biological process: spindle assembly. The record is from RefSeq and is a predicted model, not a curated record. Gene Ontology annotation, cellular component: HAUS complex; mitotic spindle microtubule. Gene Ontology annotation, molecular function: microtubule binding.
UACAGAGAAGAAGGUGAGUGAAAUAGAGAAAAAGCGAAAACAGAAAUCAGAAGAGAGGGAGAAGAAGCAAUCCUACGAGGAGAGAGAGAGGUAGAGAGGAAUGACAAUGGACAGAGAGAAGGAGAGAGAGGUUGAGCUAGAGAGCGCAAUGUACACCAACUGUUUGUUAUUAGGGCUCGAUCCAGCGAUCAUCGGUGUGGGAGGCAACAAUGGUACCCCUCGAGUUGGGCUUUUCCGCCAUUCCAACCCUAAAUUGGGUGAGCAGCUUCUUUAUUUCAUAUUAUCUUCACUGAGAGGUCCAAUUCAAUCCGCUAAGGAUUUCGAUAAAGUUUGGCCGAUCUUCGAUUCUGCCCAGUCCCGCGACUUUCGUAAGGUUGUGCAGGGGAUUAUAAAUGAGCUCGAAUCACAGGGGGCCCUUCCUAGAAGCAAUUCAAGGGUUUCUUCACUCGCAACUUGUUGUGGGCCGAGAUUUGUUGAGCUUUUAUGGCAGCUUUCUUUGCAUGCUUUACGAGAGGUUCAUAGAAGAACAUUUGCGGCAGAUGUAGCUUCUAAUCCAUUGCCUGCUUCAUUGACAGAUGUAGCAUUUUCACAUGCAGCUACAUUGCUUCCUGUGACAAAGGCUCGGAUUGCACUUGAACGAAGGAGGUUUCUUAAAAAUGCAGAUACAGCUGUCCAUAGACAAGCCAUGUGGUCGAACCUGGCUCAUGAAAUGACUGCUGAAUUUCGUGGUCUUUGUGCCGAAGAGGCUUAUUUACAGCAAGAGUUGGAAAAACUACAGGACUUGAGGAACAAAGCAAAGUUGGAAGGGGAACUAUGGGAUGAUCGCGUCCCUGGUUCCUUGGGUCAGAAUUCACAUUUAGUCUCCAAGGCAACUCGUCUGUGGGAGUCUUUAUUAGCUCGCAAGAGUCAACAUGAAGUUCUUGCUUCAGGCCCUAUUGAGGACUUGAUAGCUCAUCGUGAGCAUAGGUACCGCAUCUCUGGAUCAUCUUUGCUUGCAGCUAUGGAUCAAAGUUCCCAGGUUCCCUAUACUGAUAUUUUGUCUAUUCAACCUGGUGAUCCAAGUUCAACACAUGCAGAUGAUAGAGAACCGGUAGAUGGGCCAUUUAUCAAUGUCAAUAGGGAAAAACAGAAAAACAGUGUAGAUUCAACUCAUCUACAAGCAAAUAAUGAAACCUAUUCUCGAGUGGAUGAUAGAAGUGGAAGAGUCCAUCCUGUCGUUGACAUAGCAGAAGUUCUCAGGCGUUGGACACAUGCUUUACAGCGUAUUCAUAAACAGUCACUUAAUCUGGCCAAGGCCAACGAUGGAGAGGGUCCAGAACUUCUACGAAGUGAUCAUGAUGAAGGUACUGGUGGCCAUGCUGAAUCUUUAGCAGCAACACUUGCAGAACAUCGGCAACAUUUAGCUAGCAUACAGGUGCUCAUUAAUCAACUCAAGGAAGUUGCUCCAGCAAUAAAAAAAUCAAUUUCAGAGCUCACAGAAGAAGUGAACAAUAUUUCAUCCACUCUACCUCCCAUGGCUACAUACUAUGGCAGAUCUAAUUCACCCAUCCAAGCUCAAAGUAGUGGAAGGACAGUGGAAAACAGCAUUGCUGAAGUCGCUGAGGUGACUUCAAAACUUUCUACUGUUCAGAUUGAAAAAGUUCCGGCCACUUCUCCUGCUUUGAAACUCCCACAGUUAUUUAGUCUAACCUCAAACUCAACUGGUAGAAGUGCAAAUCUGCAAAAACGGCAUGCUUUAGCUCCUCAAGCAAGUCAAAUGGAGAAUUUGUCUGAAGGGAAAUCUCUGAACCAGCCUUUGUUUAAUAAUCAUGUAGAUAAUUCACCACAAGAAAGUGAUAGUAACUAUGUCCAGAACUUGAGGAGAUCUGUUCGGGAAGCUGCUCUUUCAAUGCCUACUGUACAAUUAUGCAAUACAGGCUCACGGGAGAGUAAUGCCAAUGAUAGCUCAGAACAUUUCUUUGUACCCCUUUCAGCGAGUUCAUUUUCUUCUGUUGGCCUAGAAACCAAAUCAGUUCCAACCAAGAAUAAACAACUUGUUUCUCCACCAGACGCCUGCUUGCUUAAGAAUAGUGCUUCCAUUAGCCAUGAUGGGAGCAAGUAUGAAGAAAUGCCAAACAUGUUGAUUGAAACUGAUUUUGAUGACCAUGUUAAUGGGGUUCUUUCAGUUUCUGGUUCAAAUUACGGUAUUUCUGAUAUCCAAAAGACAUUUUAUGACUUGGAAGAUACUCAGGAUCAGGUCUUCUCUCCUCCGUUGCUAAUGGAGACAUCACUCUUAGAAGAUUCAUACGAGGAUUUGCUUGCUCCAUUGUCUGAAACAGACACAGCCUUAAUGGAACGUUGAGGCUGAGCUUGGACCUGGUAUCUAUGAUGGGCUUGGGAAGCAUCUCAAUCAAUUCGAGUACAAACUGCAGUAACAGUUAGGUGCAAUCGGUUAUGCAGUGAUAUUGUUCAUCUCUUGUCAUUGGUUUUUGUAUUACUUAUUGUUUGUAUUAUUUUAUUCUAAAUGCCAUUAUCUCCGUUUAUCUUCUCCAUACUAAUGAACAAGAAAUUUUAAAUUGUCCUAUUUUUGAAGCUACAACUGUAAUUACACUGGUGUACAAGGGAGCAUGGACUAACACUUGGCUUCCAUCUAUAUCUCCUGGGUCUUAAAGCCAGCCUGGAUCAGAUGUUUUGACUGGCUGACCGCCUGACCCAUCACAUUUGUCUAUUAAUGUGAACCAAAAACAGGGAUGAUAACGUCUGAGUUUUGUUGGUUCUCAAUCCCUUGGGCCUGGGUGAGUGGGUGAUCUGAUAGGUGGAAAUUUACCGCACCUACUGAGUCGAUUCGGAUUUAUUUUUUUGCUGUUGAAAACAACUGAUACCCGAACAGCGAUUAUUAGGUAAGUAGCCGGUAUCCAAAAGAUGGUUUCUUACUCCAUUUGAAUUGUACUGCACCUAGUGGAAAUUGGAAGCUUUUUAUCUGCGUUUAUAAUCUAAUUCUCCACCUUUGGCA